Messenger RNA from Linum tenue, 4075 nucleotides. The record is from the annotation of a GenBank genome assembly. NCBI's taxonomy places the organism in Eukaryota, Viridiplantae, Streptophyta, Magnoliopsida, Malpighiales, Linaceae.
UUUCCCGUCCUUUCACCUUCCGUUCUUCUCCCACCUACAGGCUUCCGUCGAAACUUGCGAGUUGCGAACCAAAAAAAAGGCGCAAAAAAAGCAGAAGAGCCCAGAAGAAGAAGAAGGAGUAGAAUCCAGGCAAUCCGCCAGUAGCGCAAAUCAGCAACAUCCGGAAAGUAGGAAAGAUCCUUCCCCCUCGGCAUAAUUUUCCUCCACUCUCCGCCAUCGUAGCCGCCGUGGUUCUGCCACUCUCCGACGAUCGCCCUCUUUGGCUCCGUCGUAUCAUGGUCACUGUGGUUCCUACGGGGAAUCGGGAUUCAGACUGUUGUGCAAGAUUUCCUACGGUGUUCGUUCUUCUUUCUAGUUGUCGAUCGCUGUGAAUAGUUUGUAAAGAGGUAGUUGUGUAUCUGUAUAUGUAGUUGGUUUGAUUGGUUUCGAUUAGGGUUUUCUGUUGCUGGAAUUUGGGCAAGAAGUGGUGAUUUGAUUGUGUUAAUAUGAUAAUUGAGGAAGUGAAGGGAGACGAGUUGGGUGUAGUUGAUAGAAUUUCGGAGAAGGAUCGAAUUGGUGGUGAUGGAGACUUGGUCGUCUGGGACUCGAAGCGGGUCUUGAUCGGAGCGGGCGCCAGGGCUUUGUUUUAUCCUACUUUGCUUUACAACGUCGUUAGGAACAAGUGUCAGGCUGACUUCCGGUGGUGGGAUCGGGUGGACGAGUUUAUUUUGUUAGGUGCUGUUCCAUUUCCUACUGAUGUUCCGUGCCUCAAGGAGCUUGGUGUUCGGGGAGUAGUUACCAUGAACGAGCCAUAUGAGACAUUGGUUCCUACAUCUCUGUAUUACGAAUAUGGCAUUGACCAUCUAGUACUCCCUACUAGGGACUACUGCUUUGCACCUUCCUUGCGAGACAUAUCCCGGGCUGUAGAGUUCAUUCACGACAAUGUGAUGCGAGGGGAAACGACCUAUGUCCAUUGUAAAGCUGGUCGAGGACGCAGCACCACAGUUGUGUUAUGCUACCUUGUACAGCACAAGCAUAUGACACCUGAUGCUGCCUACAAAUAUGUAAAGUCCAUCAGACCAAGGGUGCUUCUUGCUCCCGCCCAACGGCAGGCUGUUCAAGAAUUCUAUCACCUUCACAUGAAUACCCACAGCCUCUACGGCAGUUUGAGAAGUCUCAUAUUAAAGGCCCCAAGGCAGAGUCUGGAUCUCUUCCUCUCAAAGGAUCUCGUGAAAUUCGAUGACAGCUCGGUAGUUCUUGUUACGGAGUCAGAUCUCGAUGGAUAUGACCCAAGGCUUGUAUCCACUCCAAUGAAGAGCGAGGUAUGGGCCGACUUGAGUGUGGUUUACGGGGUACGGGUUGCUGGGCAGGCAGUACUCGCAAGGAUCUCCUGUAUGUGGCUCCGUUGUGGAGCUCACCACCAGAAGUUUGUUGGCGAGGAGCAACUGAGCAGGAAGAGCAGCUGCUCGAUCAGCAGGGAUCAAUUGGGAGAGUAUCAGAUUGCAAAAUGGUGCAUCAGUGUUAUAAGAUUGUAUAAGAUCGAUAAUAAGUUAAUUCGAUUAAGUUCGGGCAACACCACCUGGCUCGCCGACCGCUACUACACCGGCGGAUCCGCCACCGUCGUCUCCGAGCCGCUCCACUUCCGCCACCCGCAGGAGAAGACCCUCCGCUACUUCCCGCUCUCCUCCGGGAAAAAGAACUGCUACAUUCUCCCUCUCCCUUCUGGCCGCUACUACUUCCGCACCUUUACCGUCUACGACAACUACGACGGCAAGUCCCACUCCCCUAGCUUCGACGCUUCAGUGGAAGGCACUUUGGUCUUCUCCUGGCGCGCCCCCUGGCCCGAAUCCCUAGCUCGCGACGGCGCCUACUCCGAUCUCUUCGCCUUCGUCAAGGACGGGGAGGCGGAUGUCUGCUUCUACAGUAUCGCCACCGACCCUCCCGUAAUCGGCUCGCUCGAAAUCCGCCAGGUCGAUCCGCUGUCCUACACCGCCGGAGACCUCGGUGACCGGUUUAUUUUGGUGAAUUACGGUCGAUUGUCCUACGGGAGCGACCAAUGGGGGCCGGGUUUCACCAACGAGCGCCAAAUGCACGGUUCGGCCGUCGUCAGCGCUGGUAGCUCGACGUUCCUCUCCAAGAAGCAUCAAUGCCUCGCACUGCUCAAGCUCUGCUCUUCAAUCAAACACCUCUAUCAGCUCCAUGCCCAAAUCCAAAUCUGCGGACUCCAGAGCGACUCCUUUCUAGCGACGGAACUAAUCCGGGUAUGUUCACUCUCUUCUCGGAAAAACCUGAAUCACGCACGAACCAUCCUCAGCCGAUUGGCUAACCCACCUCCAGCGGCUUGGAAUCUCCUCAUUCGUGGUUAUUCCUCCAGCGACGACCCUAGAGGAACCAUACUCCUCUUCCGCCAGAUGCUCAGAGGAGGGAUCACCCCCAAUAACCUCACUUUCCCAUUCGUUCUCAACGCCUGCGCUUCUUCUUCUUCCUCUUCUUGCUCGGCGGAGAUCAAAGAAGGGGAACAGGUCCACGCCCACGUCGCGAAAUCUGCGUUGGACUGCUCUGAUGUCUACGUAGGGAACAAUUUGAUCCAUUUCUAUGGCUCCUGCAAAAGGGUAUCUCGUGCUCGCAAGGUGUUUGACAAAAUGCCCGAGAGGAGUGUAGUGUCGUGGAAUGCUGUGAUCACUGCCUGCGUUGGGUGCUCGAGUACAGAGGAUGCAAUUUGGUACUUUAGGGAAAUGAAAGGUUCCGGGUUUGAACCUGAUGAGGCGACGAUGGUGGUCAUGCUUUCACUCUGCGCCGAGGUGGGAAACUUGGGGCUAGGCAAAUUGAUUCAUUCUCAAGUGAUCGAGCAAGGAAUGGGAUUGACUCACCAGCUGGGCACAGCCCUCGUCGACAUGUACUCAAAAGCAGGGAACUUGGUUUACGCCAUGUCUAUCUUUGAAUCCAUGGAGGAGAAAAGGAGAAAUGCUUGGACUUGGAGUGCAAUGAUCUUAGGGCUAGCUCAACAUGGCUUCGCCAAGCAAGCCCUCUUGCUCUUCCGUCGAAUGAUCUCUUCCACCUCCUCAUCGAUCCAACCCAAUUAUGUCACCUUCCUUGGAGUCCUCUCUGCCUGCAGCCACGCGGGCUUGGUCCAAGAAGGGUUCAACUACUUCCAUGAGAUGCAACAUAAAUACGGGAUCAAACCCACUGCAGUUCACUACGGCGCUAUGGUGGAUAUACUAGCCCGUGCAGGUUACUUGAAGGAGGCGUAUGAGUUUGCCUCGAGCAUGCCUUGCCGGAGGGACCCUAUAGUUUGGAGGACUCUGCUCGGUGCUUGCCGUGGUAGGAACUGUGGUGGUAGUGAUGGUGAAUUGGUGGAGGAGGUGAGGAGGCGGCUGCUGGAGCUUGAGCCUAGGAGGAGUGGGAAUCUGGUGAUGGUGGCGAAUCUGUAUGCAGGUGCUGGGAUGUGGGAGAGAGUUGAGGAUGUUAGGAAGGGGAUGAGAGAUGGGGGGUUGAAGACUAGAGGUGGGGAGAGUUGGAUUGAGUUGGGUGGUUCAGUUCUUCAAUUCUUCUCUGGUUGUGGUCUGGAGGAGUGGGCAGAAGAGAUGAACCGGGUACUGAUUGGGUUGGAUCUUCAUGUUAGGAUGUUGCAGGCUGUUCUAGAAUUCUAUCACCUUCACGUAAAAACUUACGGCCUCUACAGCAGUUUGAGAAGUAUUAUAUUGAAGGCACCAAGGCAAAGUCUGGAUCUCAUCCUCUCGAAGGAUCUCGUGAAAUUCGACGAUUGCUCGGUAGUUCUACAGAAUCAGAUCUCGAUGGAUGUGACCCAAGCAUUGUAUUGAGUCCAACGAAGAGCGAGAUAUUGACCGACUAGAGUGUGGUGGUUUAUGGGGUACGAGUUGCUCGGCAGGAUAAUGUAACAAAUAUCUGAUUGCGAAAUCAUAUAUUACUGUAAUACCCGUGGUAGAAUAAGCUUGUAUCGAAUUGUUCAUCAACGAAAUUGCAUAUUACUGUAGUACCCGUGGUAGAAUACUCAAUAAUAUAGUGAAUGUCAUAUUAAUAUCGAUGCUUCAUGUAACAAUGUUUCUUUUCCCAAACGGUUGAUAAUUGAUAUUAG